Molecule: messenger RNA, 1482 nt
Organism: Lycium barbarum (goji berry)
Lineage: Eukaryota; Viridiplantae; Streptophyta; Magnoliopsida; Solanales; Solanaceae
Exons: 7
Coding region: 1-1482 (493 amino acids)
Biological process (GO): DNA integration
Molecular function (GO): nucleic acid binding
Source: RefSeq, a predicted model, not a curated record
AUGUCCACUGUUGCCAUGCGGAAGCUGAGCCAGAUGGCAAGCCGUGGUACAGCGACAUCAAAAUGUAUUUGGAAGGACGAGGAUACCCCAAAGGCAUCACAAACGGACAGAAGAAGACCAUCUGAAGAAUGGCAAACGAUCCAUGGAGAUCUGAUCAAAGUCCCUCCAAGUGAGCUUAAUGCUAUGAGCUCACCAUGGCCUUUCAUCGCUUGGGGCAUGGAUGUUAUUGGACCCAUUGAACCCGCAGCCUCAAAUGGCCACCGGUUCAUUUUGGUUGCCAUUGGCGUUUUCACCAAAUGGGUGGAAGCAACGAAACGCUCAGCUAAAGAAGGUCCAGACCACUGUGAGAUCCGGCAUCCGGAGCAUAUGUCUAACCACGAGGGCUAUGAAAGGUUGGUUGUUACAAGAACCUUGGCUAAAAGUGAUGUCUUUGAGAAUUUCAAAAACUGGAAGAUAUUAAUUGAAAAUCAGUGUGACAGAAAGAUUAAAUGUCUUCAAACAAAUAAUGGCUUGGAGUUUUGCAAUGAAGAGUUUGACAAUUUCUGCAAGAUUCAUGGUGUAUUGAGAUAUAGAACUGUUAGGCAUACACCACAACAAAAUAGAGUAGCUGAAAGGAUGAACCACACUCUUCUUGAGAAAGCACGAUGUAUGCUCUCUAAUGCCAAGGUGCCUAAGGAGUUCUGGGUGGAAGUAGUAAAUACUGCUUGUUAUGUUGUUAAUCAUUCUUCAGCGUCGGCAAUUGACUUCAAAACUCCAAAUGAGGUAUGGUCAGAUGUUACUUUUGAUAAGGCCUCUAUGCUUGAUCCUGGAAAGACUUCUAUUGAGUUUACAGGACAGAAAGUUCUUACAACAGAAACGGCGGAGGAAAAUAUGAAACUUACCGAACAAAAGGAUCAAGUGACUCAGGUGGAGUCAGAUAAUGAAAAAGCUCACACAGUAGUACCUGAAGGUGAACCAUACAGUAUAGCUACUGGAAGGGACAAACGAACUUCGAAGCUUAAUCUAAAAUAUUACCCUCAGCCUUCACAAGCUAAUCUUGUGGCCUAUGCAUUAGCUACUGCCGAGGAGGAAAUAAAGGAUCUAGAACUCUUAAGUUAUACAAAAGCUACUAUGUGUGGUGAAGAUGAUCAAUGGAGUUUAGCCAUGACUGAAGAGAUAAAAAAGGAUAGCAUUCCGGGUGUAGAAGAUACUAGAUACAAAGCGAGAUUGGUUGCUAAGGGAUUUUGUCAGAAGGAGGGAAUCGACUACAAUGAGAUUUUCUCACCAGUCGUGAAGCAUAGCUCAGUUCGUUUGUUUCUAGCUUUGGCUGCCUAUUAUGACUUGAAGCUUCAUCAGCUUGAUGUCAAGACUGUAUUCUUACAUGGUGAACUUGAAGAGGUGAUCUUCAUGAAUCAGCCCGAGGGUUUCCUUAUUGAAGGAAAAGAAGACCAAGUUUGUCAAUUGAAUAAAUCUCUGUAUGGUUUGAAACAGUCACCACGAUAG